AUGCCCAGGAGCAAACUCUGGCAUACCAGCGCGUUUCAACUCAACGGCCUCCCCGCCGUCCGCGGCGCCACCGAUCUCGACAUCCGCGUGGCUACCUCCCUCGACUGGUGUCACGUCGCCCUCCAGACGGACCGCAGCGGGUUCUGGCUCGAAGGCACGCACAGCUUCGGAAGCGCCUCAACGUCCACCCAUGUUCGUGCCGGUCCUGGACCAUCUCCCCGUACUGGCCACCCUCAAGCUGCGCCUCUCCGCGAUCGGGCCCACGGCUGCCCGAGGCCGUCGGGCGACAUCCAGUCCGCGGGCCCGCCGCACGCGCUCGUCCAGAUCCUCACUUCCGCGCUGCGACGCCCCGGCCAGCCAGUCUGCCCCGCGCUCCGCACUCUCGCGGUGAGCACGAAUGUCGGCGGCAACGGCCCCCGUCUGUACAGUGGCAACGGCCUCCGUCUGUACGGCGAGAGCGACGACGGCGGCGACAGCGACGACAGCGACGACGGCAACGACAGCGACUACAGCGACGCGGAGGAGAAGGGGACCGCCUCAGCCAUUAAGCUCGCGGUCGCUGAGUUUGGUGCCGCACUCGCGGAGCUGCUCAUCGCGCGCAGGGAUAUGGGCGUGCCGCUCGAGCGGCUUGUCGUCCAGCCGCGGUGCCUGAAGCGCCGCUCAAAAAGGCGAAUGCAACCACCACAGUGGGAGACGGAGGUGCCAAAGGAGCGGGCGCAGUUGGAAUGCCUGCUGCGGCCGUUGGUGUCGCAGUACGAGUGGAUGUCGUGCACGGAGGACAUGUUCGGCGCGUUUGACGUGAGGGGGUUCUGGCAUGUGGAAGAGGAGGAGAAGUACUGGGAGUUCUCGGCUGGGUUCGUACACGUCGCUACCUUCCGUAAGGUGUCCCCAUUUUGUCUCUACCCUUUCCUCGCGGAACUCGGACUCCCAGCUCGUAAAUCCAGCUCCCCGCAUGUGAACAUAUUCCCGUUCCUCGUCGCUCUGCGCCGCACGAAGAACGACCGAUCGCUUGCUGGCGAAGAGGCUGACGGUUGGGGGUCGAGAUCCCAUAUGACUUCCACCUCUGUCGCGGUCCGGGUGAUACACCCACUACGGACGUCAACUGUUUCGCACGUUAUCCAGCUGCGCAGGGUCAACCAGCAGCGUCACGCGGGCAACCCCAAGCCAGGUUUUCGUGCUCCGCCCGGACGCUGGCUCCACAGGCACCUGUGCGCCCGUCAGCGAACAUCGCCCGCUCAGUCGAGAGUGGCAGCACCCACCCGCCACUCACGAGGAGUGAGGUCCCCGCAGAAGAACGGCAGCCUGCCCCUGGCGUCCGCGUCCCAGGCCCGCUGA
Epithele typhae is the source of this 1335-nucleotide messenger RNA. RefSeq lists its product as uncharacterized. The transcript has 4 exons. Lineage: Eukaryota; Fungi; Basidiomycota; Agaricomycetes; Polyporales; Epitheliaceae. The coding region runs from base 1 to 1335 and encodes 444 amino acids. The record is from RefSeq and is a predicted model, not a curated record.